Molecule: messenger RNA, 1211 nt
Organism: Humulus lupulus (European hop)
Lineage: Eukaryota; Viridiplantae; Streptophyta; Magnoliopsida; Rosales; Cannabaceae
Product: HMG-Y-related protein A-like
Exons: 3
Coding region: 360-902 (180 amino acids)
Biological process (GO): chromosome condensation; negative regulation of DNA recombination; nucleosome assembly
Cellular component (GO): chromatin; nucleolus; nucleus
Molecular function (GO): double-stranded DNA binding; nucleosomal DNA binding
Source: RefSeq, a predicted model, not a curated record
GAGCGGGGAACCAUCGGAUAAAAACCCAACCCCCGACCCUCGUUAGAAAUUCAUCUUCGUAUCCGGAAAGAUCUAGUAAAUUCACUCACAACUCUUUCAUCUACUCAUCUAUCCAAUCCACCACUAUAUCUCCAGGAUUGAACAAAUACCGUUCAUUAUCAGACGCUCCAUUAUUCCUGACCGUUCAUUACCUGAUGCAAACAAAACAAACGGUUGAUUCUAAAAUUUGAACAAAAGGAGCUGGUUAUCUUCUUGCUUGGUGGGGUACUCGGAGACUGAGACUGUGACUAAGAAGCUUAAAGCUUUGAAUUUUUACUUUUUAUUUUUUAGUUUGUGGGCUUUAUCUCUCUGCAACUUUAAUGGCGACUGAAGAGGUUAAUAAACCUCCAUCACUCACUCCUUACCCCGAGAUGAUCAUAAGAGCCAUUGAGUCCUUGAACGACCCAAAUGGCUCAAACAAAUCGUCAAUUUCGAAAUACAUCGAAUCAACGUAUGGUGAUGUGCCAGCGGGCCACUCUGCCUUGCUCUCUCACCACCUCACCAGAAUGAGAGACACCGGAGAACUUGUUUUCUGGAAGAACAACUACUCAAAGGCCGAUCCAAACGCGCCACCCAGGCGUGGCCGUGGUAGGCCGCCUAAGCGUAAGUAUCCUCUGUCUCCGGACACCAUAUUGGGCCCGGUCAGGCCUAGAGGCCGUCCUCCUAAGGACCAAAAUGCGCCCCCCAAGUCUCCCAAGGUCAAGGUUUCAUCAGCCAGUGACAAGCCCAGGGGCCGGCCUAGAAAAAUGGUUAAGCCCACUGGAGGUUUGGGCGGGUCAGGGGCCGCGACGGUGACGGCUACAUCGACAGGCAGACCGCCGAAGGUGAAGACUCAGUUGACUGAAGUGAGUGUUCAGCAAUAAGAAUAUCUCUCACACUUAUUAGUGUUGACUAUUGUUACUUUCUCAUUCUCUCUCUCUCUCUCAUUGAAGAAUUUGGGGUCGUAUCUGUCUGCUGUCGUUGACUAUGGAUAUGUACAACGUUGAUGUGGUAGUUGUUUGAGGCUUUUGUUUUGAAUUCUGAUGAUGAUGAAAAGAUAUGGCUGCUGAUAUGAAUUUUAGUUUCUACUUUCCAAUUUGUUGUGUUUCUUACAACUAUUUUGGUCACAUACUCAAACAUACGUGUUUCUCUAGUUGUUUUUAUGAUUAUUGAGCUUUCUAUUUGAAUUUUAA